This is a messenger RNA of Symbiodinium sp. CCMP2456, 868 nucleotides long. NCBI's taxonomy places the organism in Eukaryota, Dinophyceae, Suessiales, Symbiodiniaceae. The record is from the annotation of a GenBank genome assembly.
AUGGCUCCGAUGCUGUGGGAAGAUCUGGAACGGCUCAGCGAUGCAAUGGAGACGGCUCCGCCAGAUCAUGUGAUCGCUGGCAUCGACGACAACUUCUUCGUCACCCAGAUGCCUGUCAAAUUGAAAGUGAAAGAAAGCGAAGAGCUACAAACGCUGACAGGACGCACGCUGUUCGUUAGCCUAUCGCUUCUCAAGCGUUUGCCUCACCGCGAAGCAGAUGCCGUCCUGUUGCACGAACUGGCUCACUUCAGCGGCAACGACACCCUUUACACACAGAAGAUCUCUCCCCUGCUCUCUCGCUACGGUCAUUACCUGCAAGGUCUGUACGAGGGUGGUCUUUCGUUGCCGGUGUUCUACUAUGCGGUAAUGUUCCGUGCGUUGUACGAAUUGUCACUCGGCAGCCUUAGUCGUAAGCGCGAGUUCCGUGCGGAUCGACUCGCAUCCGAGCAGACAUCGCCUGAGUCGAUGGCGCACGCUUUACUUCGCAUCACCGCCUAUUCCCAAUAUCGAAACGAAUUGGAACAAGAGAUCUUCGACGCCGAACAGGCACACGAAGAAAUCAACUUGUCCGAACGCAUUGAAGGUGGCUUUGCCAACUUCGCCAGCGCGUUUGUCGACAAACGAGACGUCGGCGAACUUGCCACCGUACAUCCCUUCGAUACGCACCCUCCCCUUCAGCAGCGGCUCGAGGAACUUGUCGAGAAGUUCUUCCCUGCCAUCCAGCGAAUGGCCGCCAAAGAUCGACUCGUCCAUUUCGAUUACGAGAAGAUCACCUACGAAGACUGGGAUCAACCACUUUACUUCCGCGAAGUCGAAAGCAUGUCGGUCGAGAACGACUGGGGAGCCAGGCUCGACAUCGUCAUCCGUC